AAGACAGAAUGGCAAGUUGCAGGCUUGCAGCAACGGCUUUAUCGUGGCUUUUCAAAUUCGGCUGUUGCAGCGUUUAUCGUGGAAAGUGCAAGUGUCUGCAGAAUACAAAAGAACCAGAUUCAAGUGGGUUAUCUGUUUUGUUCCCUAUUUCAUUGUUUAUCAUUUGAGGUUACCAGUAUCCGCAGGUUUGUCGGUUACGCUCUGUACCGUGGACAUUGAUCAAGUUGAACUGAAGUCAGCUGAUUGUACUGCUGCUCGUUAGGCCCCCAUAUUAGCAGGCUAACUCUUGCUCCACCGCAACGUUUCUUAUCAGCCUCUGCGGUGUGGUGAGAAAUCCUCAACAAGCGGUCUGUUCCCGGGAGAAGCAGAGACUGUACCAUUGGCAUCUCAAGUGGGUAUUCCUGAUGGUGCGCUGGUCUGACAGGUCGGCCGUGGCGCCCUACGAGAUGCCGGAAGUGAGCUAUUAUCCAGAUAGCAGUGGGCGCGACACCAGCAAGCUGCGCCUGAACGGUCUGCACUCUCCGGAUGGGAAGGACGGACUGGAGAGCCCCGAGAAAAGCGCCCUGCUGCCCUCGACGGAGGUCUCCACGGUGCGCAUCAUCCGCUCCAGUCCCGCCGACGACGACGAACUGCCGGCCAAGGACUACGAGAAGGCGGAUCUCUCGGCUCCCAGUGAUCGUUACCGUUUGGUCUUCCUUAUCAUGCUGGUGCACGGCAUGGGCGUGCUGCUGCCUUGGAACGUCUUUAUCAACGCAUCCGAGUAUUUUAAGGGUUACAAAUUCGGGUACUACUGUCCCAGCCUGAAUGAGUCGUUUUCGGCGGUCUGCAAUGAUUCCAAUCCUGCUGAAGUGAACCGCUUCUUCCGCAACAGCUGGUCCAACGACAUGGUUGUCGCCGCCCAGAUGCCCAACCUCAUUCUCAACGCUCUUAAUCUCUUCGUGAAUAUCGGGGGCGGCAAUCUGACCAUACGCAUCGCCAUCAGCAUCGUCAUCCUCAUAGUGGUCCUGAUGGAAACCUGCAUUUUGGCCAUAAUCGACAGCACGCUUUGGACGCCCACCUUCUACGUCAUCUCCAUGGCUUCUGUGGUGGUUGUGAACAUGGCCGGUGGUAUUUACCAGAACAGUCUCUUCGGAGUGGGAGCCUCACUUCCCGGCCGCUACACCAACGCCAUCAUCACCGGCAAUAACAUUUGCGGCACCUUUAUCGCGCUCUUGAACAUUAUGUCCCAGUCGGUCUUUGAAGGCCGCUCAGGCUGGCAUGGAUUCACGUAUUUUCUCAUUGCGCUGCUCUUCAUGAUUUUUGUCUUCGGCACCUACUUUAUUCUGCCUUCGCUGGCCUACUACCGGCACUUCUUCAGCCGUAAAGAGCGCAGUAUCAAUACACCGGCGCCAGAGCGAGAAUCCUUCAAAGAGCACAUUCAUUCGCUAUGGAUCACCUUCAAGCAGGUAUGGAUUCAGUGCUGGAACGUGUUCUUCGUCUUCUUCGUCACCUUGGCCUGCUUCCCCAAUUUCGGACUGAACAUAGAGCCGCAAAAGGGGGGGUCGAUCUUCGGGGCCUACUUCAUUUCCAUCGGCCUCUUCCUCAAUUUCAAUCUGUUUGCAUUUGUUGGCAACCUCUUGCCCAGUCUCUUCAUCUGGCCGGGUCCCCGUUGGGUGUGGAUCCCCGUUUUGCUGCGAGCGCUCUUCAUCCCUUUCUUCAUCUUUUGCAACAUGCAAAAUACCGGCGGCAAGGAGUUGUACCCCCGGAAGCUGCCGGUGUACUUCAUGAAUGAGUGGUGGUUCUUCGGCGGCCAGAUGUUACUGGGGCUUACCAGUGGUUAUUUCAGUAGUCUGACGAUGAUGUACGCCCCACAACAAGUAAAGGAUAAGCGUCUGGCGCCCAAGGCAGGCCAAACAGCGGCCUUUUUCCUGGUGUCGGGUAUCUUUUUCGGCCUGCUUUUCCCGCGAAUCGUCGACAAUCGUCUUUAAAAUCUCGUCCUCCGCGGGGCGCUCGUCGGCCCGGUCCACUCUGACCGAUGAACCCUUAAUUGUUUCUUAUUAGCACUUUGUUUAUUUGUUAUACCUUACGCGUAUCGUAAUCUCUUCUAUUCCGAAUUGUUGAUUUUGUUAGCGCUGGUAAUUACAAUGACGCUCAGUAUCUUGUGAGGAUUGGCUUUGCUCACUGAUAUUAUUGUGUUCCUAUUCCUUUUUUUGUGGAUAAUUGCCGUCAGCAUUUACAGACACAGCGUGGCAGUUGUUAUUUUUGUGCAGAUUUUGCCGGCAAUCUUUUAUUCUCUUAGCGUCACAAUAAAAAAGGCAUUUGUCA
Paramacrobiotus metropolitanus is the source of this 2304-nucleotide messenger RNA. Its product is annotated as equilibrative nucleoside transporter 1-like. The record is from RefSeq and is a predicted model, not a curated record. Gene Ontology annotation, biological process: nucleoside transmembrane transport. Gene Ontology annotation, molecular function: nucleoside transmembrane transporter activity. Gene Ontology annotation, cellular component: plasma membrane. Bases 405 to 1967 code for a protein of 520 amino acids. Lineage: Eukaryota; Metazoa; Tardigrada; Eutardigrada; Parachela; Macrobiotidae. The transcript has 14 exons.